This is a messenger RNA of Cordyceps militaris CM01, 4086 nucleotides long. RefSeq lists its product as uncharacterized. NCBI's taxonomy places the organism in Eukaryota, Fungi, Ascomycota, Sordariomycetes, Hypocreales, Cordycipitaceae. The record is from RefSeq and is a predicted model, not a curated record. Gene Ontology annotation, cellular component: Mon1-Ccz1 complex; intracellular membrane-bounded organelle. The transcript has 5 exons. Gene Ontology annotation, biological process: vesicle-mediated transport. The coding region runs from base 1 to 4086 and encodes 1361 amino acids.
AUGAACGAGAUAUACGAAAAGUUGGCCGCCGCAGGGCAGCUCGCGACGUGCUGCGGGGAGGCGGCGCUCGAGUUCGACAACAGCGCCCGUGUCUGCGACAUAUACGAGGUUUGGGUGCACAAUGACAGCGGCGACGUCGUGCCGCGCCUCGGCCAGGUUGAUGCCUCCGCCGUGCCUGGUUGGCUGCGCGACAGUCACGCAGGCAACCCGGGUCACACGCUGCUUCUGCGGCUCGUGCUCGUCACCAUCCGGACGGCCGGCACGGCGAGGAAGCUGGUUGGCAUCGCGAAAGACACCCACCGCCAGCUGACCAAGGCUUUCGGGCUGGAGCUGGCCCACGAGUUUCUUAAAGGCACCGUCACGAGCGUCACGGCGUUUCCCGCCGUCGCCGUCGCGCCCGCCGGUGCCGAGCGCUACUGUUAUGCCUUUAACCACGCCCCCAAGCUGGCGGCCAUCUGGUCCCAGCUGCGCCCUGCCACCGCGGAGGGAUGCGCCAAGCAGGCCGCCGCGACCGAGGGCAUUAUAUACAUCACAGACGGUGCUGGCGGCGACCCCGCCCAGAAGCGCGCGGCGACGCCCGCCACGGCGAGCUUCGCGCCGGGCGACGUGCUCCGACGCCUGCUGCAGUCGCCGUUUUGCGCCGACGUGUACGCGAGCAGCAUGGCGCCGGCGCUGCUCCUCGCCAUGCAGCUCGGCUUCGAGACGGACCUGGCGCAGAGCCGCAUCAAGGUGGCCAUCCGCGCCAUCGAGGCCGCGACGGGCUACCACACCUUCAAGAGCCGCGUGGCCGCCUCGUCCACGCACGCCCGCCUCAGCCAGCUGGCCGUCCGGGCCAGCGGAUCCGCCACCAAGCUGGCCAGCGUCGACCGCAAGAGCACCUCGAUGCAAAAGGUGCUGCGCUUCGUCGUCAAGGAGCUGGAUAGGGAGGCGGUUGGUCCGGCGGACACGGCGGCGCAGCGGCUCCUCCGCCACCAUGUCGGCGUGCUCGAGGAGAGGCUGGAGAUGCAGAUGCUGGAUACCAGGUAUACCAUGAAGCGCGUGGAUAUUCAAAUCAAUGCUGCGCAGAUCUUCAACAUGAUGACGCAAGAGGACGCCUUGAACGGCAUCGAGCUGGCCCAGUCUACCCACCUGAUUGCGCACGCGAGCUACCGCGACUCGUCCUCGAUGAAGACGCUCGCCAUUGUCACCAUGUUUUUCCUGCCCGGCAGCUUCGUAUCGGCCAUGUUCUCCAUGCCCAUGUAUGAAUGGGCCAAGGCGGACCCCGAGUCCCCGUUCAUCGGCGUCGGCCUCCUGCCCCAGUUCCGCCUCUACUGGGUCAUCACGCUGCCGCUGACCACGGUCAUCUUUGGAUUCUAUCUGUGGUGGCUGUGGCAUCUCAAGCGCCAGAGAGACGCCGAGUUUGAUUCCGUAUCCCGCAAGAGCGCCGACAGCAGCGACGGCGAGGAGGGGGAUGACGUUGUCGAGGAGCGCCGCCUGGCGAGAAAGAGACGACAAACUACGCUUAUGCUUGCUAUUAUUUUCUUGUCUGUUUGUGGAGGACUCGCUUCCGAAUUCCACUACUCGAGUAGGCUUUGCGCUCCCGCACCUUUGCGACAGCCCGCCAUGGCAGUGGCAGCCCCUGCCCCGCGCAUCCCCGUCCCCGCGCAGCUCGGCUUCCUCGCCAUCUACAACCCGUCUCUGGGCACAUCCGACGACACAAUCGACGACCAGAUUGUCUACUAUGCCUCGGUCACGUCACAGUCCGUCGCCCCGGCCAAGCGACGCCGCGCGCGCACCCGGGGCCGCCCGACCGACGGCAUCUCCCCCGAGGAGCGCAACGAGCGCCUGCGCCAGAUUGGCCUGGCCCAGGGCAUGGUCAGCUUCAGCCAGGGCUUCACCGACGGCGAACCCGUGGAUGCCAUCGAGACAGAGACGACCAGGGUCGUUGUGCGUGAGCUCGAGUCUGGAUGGUGGAUCUUGGCGAGCAUUGAUCUAAACAAGACGCCGUUACCGCCACGACUCCUGACGAAGAAUAGCGAGCCGCAAGAGGAAAAGUACGAUUACAAUACCAAGGAGAUGAAGCCCGCCGCGCUCAUCUUGCGGGACCUCCAGCGAGCCCAUCGUAUUUUCUUGAUGCAUCACGACGUCUCCAUGAGCUCACUAUUUUUGCGCCUACCACGACAUAAAUUCGUUGCCGUCCUCACCCGCUACUGGGAUCUGUACUUGUCAACGUGGAGUGUCUCUCUGCACGGAAACCCCGCCAGAGAUAUUUAUCAAGGCAUUAAUAUCGCAGCGUCGGGGGAGCUGGGUGUCGGCGUCGGCGAGGAAGAGCGUGGCAGCGGCGAGCGCGAGGUUCUGGAGGGUCUAGUCGGCAGGACCGAGGGCCUUGUGGACUUGAUGGUGUCCAAGUUUGGCGGCGAGGAUGGUGACGAAACAGACUCGAACAGUAACGCUCCUGCGCCUUGGCUGGGCAGCGGGAGGGAGCCCUCAAUAGACGACGGGGCGAUAUUCCUGGGCACGGGUGCGCUGUCCAGAAAAUCUCUAAGAGACGUGACGCACUGGAUGGAAGACCUGUAUACCUGGGGAGAACAUGCGUACGGCGUGAUUGAGAGCCCCAUUUCAACACGCAAGACUCGGACGAAGAAAACCGACUCUCGGGACGAUAUUCCCAAGACCUCCGAAGCGGACACAAAGGGCUCGAGUCGGACAAAUCCUGCACAAACGUCGACACAAAGCAAUGAACCGACGGCCAAGCAGCUGAAAGACAAAAAGUCCGAUCCUUUAACGUCCAAUCCAUCCAGUGCUACUACGGACACUGGGACGAUUGAAGAGGGCAAGGGCGUCCAAGUAGCUAAAUCACAAGUUGGUGAAGUUGAGGAUGGCAAACUGGAUAAGAUGGUGAGCUAUCUAAAACUCGGCUACGGCCAGUAUUGGACCAUACCCGGUGUCGCCAGUCUGUCUGGGUCUUCCACCGAUCAAGCUGCCGAUCCAAAAGAACGACCCAGCUCGAAAGCGGCCGAGUCCGCGCCCCCCAAAAGACCCACCCUACCGAAGCCAUCCCCAUCGCAGGAAUCCGCGGGUCACUAUCUCAUCGGCCUUAAAGGCGAGAUCGAGGAAGCGUACGGCGGCGUGGACGACGGCGGCGCGGAGGCCUCUGAUGAAUCAGACUCCGAGCGCGACUCUCGCACCGUGUUACGCACCAUCCAUGUCGAGCUAGAUAACAACGAAAGCGGCAGCGGCUUUCCCAUCCACCCGCCGCAGCAAAACCCGGCGGCAGGUGCCACCCUGACGGAAGCGCAGAUGCGCGGCUCUCUGCGUCCCGGCGCCAAUGUCCAGGAAAACAGCAACGCGGAGAAGCUGCGCGUCGUCGUGUACGUCAACCGACCGUUCCUCUUUGUCUUUCUAUUCCGUCUGCGGACCGACUCGCUCGCAUGGGACGCGCUCUACCGAUCGCUGCACUACCAGCUCGCGCCGCUGCGCCGGCCGCUCCUCACCUCGACGCGCUACCGUCCCGAGCGGCCCGACACGGGCGGCCGCGCUGCGGGCAUAUACGACCUCGUCUGGAAUCCUUUCGACCUCACCGUACACACGACGGUGCCUAACAUCCCCGAUGAUCACCUACACCCGGCUGGCGAGCCGUCGUGGUCCCGCGCCGACGCCGUCAACACGCACCUGCACGUGCUCCACGUGUACAGCAGCACGCGGUCGCCGCGCGUGACCGACUUGGAACGCACGCAAAAGACGAGUCGUGGGUGGUGGAUCGUCUGGACCCGGCUUGUGCUGCAGCAGCACCGCGAGGCUGGGUCGUCGCGGGCGGUGGCGAUGCAGACGCCGCGGGGAGGAGGGGACGGCAGCGGCGUCUUGUCGGCGCCGCCCUCGCCUCGGCUAGGGUCGGAGGCGGGUGGUGACGAGCUGGGAGGUUCGGGUUUCUUGGGCCCGGCGGUGACGAGCAAGGAAAUUGUUCUGAUACGGCGCGCGAGUGACCACGUCUCGUCGGUGAGCAGCAGCUUGAUGGGAGGUGGUGGGGUGGACUCUGUGGGAAGGUUGGCGCAGGGGAUCGGUGUUGACACGCGGAGAUAUGUAGAGGACUUGCUCAGUAUGCUGUAG